GAUGGAAGACAAGGAUAGUGACUUUGCUGACGAAGUUGCAGUUCCUUUAGAAAAGAAAUCAGAGAAACCAAAGAAUGAUGUUGCACGUGGAAACUGGAAUAACAAGGCGGAGUUUUUGCUCUCUUGUAUUGGGUUGGCAGUAGGAUUCGGAAAUGUGUGGAGGUUUCCAUAUCUUUGUUAUAGAAACGGAGGAGGUGUCUUUCUGAUUCCAUACGUGUUCUUUAUGACCAUAUGUGUUAUCCCUUUAUUACUAAUGGAAUUUUCCUAUGCCCAGUUUUCUGGACUGAGUCCAAUUACCGUUUGGAGACUAAGUCCUCUUUUCAAAGGCAUAGGUUAUGGAAUGGUAAUUAUCUCGGGAAUCGUCGGUUGUUACUACAAUGUCAUCGUAGCUUGGGCCAUUUUCUAUUUUAUUUCUUCGUUUCGCGCCGAAGUUCCAUGGGCAAGCUGUCAGAAUAGUUGGAAUGACGAGUUUUGUGUGGCCAGCAACGGGGAAAAAACGGGAAAUUUUUCCAACACGACAAAAGGUUUUGAAAUGGCCUUCAAUUACUCCAGUUCCGGCGAGGCCCUUCUAAAUGAUACAGUCAACGUAACUCUUUGGCAAGUGAAUACUACCGUUCGAUACGAGACGUCAAGUGAACAGUUUUGGCAGAACAAUGUUUUACAAAUUACAAGUGGAAUUGAAGAAAUUGGAGUGCUUCGCUGGGAGCUGCUUCUGUGCUCGAUUGGAGCAUGGUUACUUACGUUUAUCUGCAUGGUAAAGGGGAUUAAAACAUCGGGGAAGGCCGUAUACGUGACAGCUACGGUGCCAUACGUGAUUUUGGCCGUUCUUUUGGUGCGAGGGUUGACUUUGCCCGGGUCUCUAGGCGGUGUCAUCUUCUAUCUCAUACCAGAGUGGGAAAAAUUAUUAAAUUUCAAGGUGUGGGGAGAAGCCGCGGCACAGAUUUUCUACUCAACUGGUGUUGGCUGGGGAGGACUCUUGACUUACGCUAGUUACAACCCAUUUCAUCAUAACUGUUUGCGGGAUUCCAUUCUGAUCUCUGUGGUGGACACUAUAACAUGUCUUUUUGCAGGCUUAGUAGUGUUUACGGUGAUAGGAUUUAUGGCAUAUGAAACAGGAGAGGAUAUCAGCAAGGUUGUUAGACAAGGUCCUGGUUUAGCAUUUGUAGUAUACCCAGAAGCUGCAGCAAAGUUGCCACUCUCGCCCCUGUGGUCUGUGCUGUUCUUUGGCAUGCUGAUAAUGAUUGGACUUGGCAGUCAGUUUGGUCAAGUUGAAACAUUGGUUAGCAGCCUUACUGACGAAUUCCCACGUAUUUUGAGACCUAAAAAAACUAUACUGACAGGCAUGGUGUGCUUAAUACAGUUUCUCGUGUCCCUCAUGCUUAUUACUCAGGGCGGCGUUUACAUCCUGCAGGUGAUGGACUGGUACUGUGCUACGCUGUCCCUCCUGGUGAUCAGUGUGUCUGAAUGUGUGGUCAUUGCCUGGGUGUAUGGUUUAAAUCGUUUCUGCAAAGAUAUCACUCUGAUGGUUGGAAGACCGCCGCCAUUGUUCUUUAAAGUGUGCUGGCUUGUUGUGACACCGCUUUCCAUUUUAUUUGUGUUGAUAUUCAGCCUGAUAAUGCAUAGUCCGGUGUCAUACGGAGACUAUGUAUACCCAGAAUGGACGUACGGCAUUGGCUGGGUCAUUGCGUUGUGCUCCAUUCUGCCUAUACCUUUGCUGAUGGUAAUUCAAGUAGCCAGAACUAAGGGAUCACCUUUGCAGCGAAUUCGAGGUUUAAUAAGGCCAAGUCCUGAAUGGGGACCUUCCUCAGAGGAAAAAAGAGAGAUGUACCGAGUAGCAUACCAGACCCACAGCGAGACCAAAUUUUGAAGAAUUACAGAAGUCGAUUU
Messenger RNA from Lingula anatina, 1887 nucleotides. Its product is annotated as sodium- and chloride-dependent glycine transporter 1. Lineage: Eukaryota; Metazoa; Brachiopoda; Lingulata; Lingulida; Lingulidae. The record is from RefSeq and is a predicted model, not a curated record. Gene Ontology annotation, cellular component: plasma membrane. Gene Ontology annotation, biological process: amino acid import across plasma membrane; nitrogen compound transport; sodium ion transmembrane transport. Gene Ontology annotation, molecular function: amino acid:sodium symporter activity.